CAAGCGGAACGCUUGCCACGUUGCAGUACAAUAAAUCAUCUAUUAAAUAACCUUCACCGAGAUUCGCGAUCACGUGCUACACAUUUCAUUCAACUGUGUUCCUGUAAGGUACGGUUCCUACAUUGAAGGCAUUAACGUUUGGCCUUUGCACCUAUUGGAAUGACGUUUGCAGACACAGUGUUGGAAGUUUUCUGUCAUGGGAGUGGCCAACAGUUCGAAUUCUUCUAAUGUACAGGACAACAGUUCCAAACCUUCUGCAGGCCAGACCACCGAACCGCCUUUUAACGGAAAGGUAAUCAAGUGCGGAAUCAUUGUUCGACACAGCGACGUGAGCAAAUUCAUAUCUGAAAACGAUGAGUCUUUGUCAGAUGAAGACAGGCGAGUGUUACAAGGAUGCUUCGACCUCUUUGAAUCAAAGCCAGAAUUUGUAUGGCGGCAUUGCGCAAUCGAAGUGAUGUGUCCAUCCCUAAAUGUCAAGUUUAUGGCUGGGAAUGAGACUAACAGAUACAUUGUACGCAUCAAGAACGGAGAGGUGGUGACCCCCAAUAUGAGUAAAAGCCAUCGUGCCCGAGCCCAUGACGGUUUUCUGUGGAUCUGGACCCAUGCAAGGGAUUCCUUCUCACGUGUCCGUAAUCUGGCCAUUGAAUAUGUGUCCAAGAAUACAAAUGAAGAGGAAACUUGAUAUCAUAAUGACUUUUUAACAUUGGUAUUCGUUUCAGUACCAAAACUACGCAAUUUCGUGCUCACACAACUCUACUGUGGAUAACUUGUAACGUGUAUUCUUUGUUUUGUAUG
Molecule: messenger RNA, 795 nt
Organism: Haliotis rufescens (red abalone)
Lineage: Eukaryota; Metazoa; Mollusca; Gastropoda; Lepetellida; Haliotidae
Exons: 5
Coding region: 197-682 (161 amino acids)
Source: RefSeq, a predicted model, not a curated record